Messenger RNA from Scatophagus argus, 1153 nucleotides. RefSeq lists its product as uncharacterized. The record is from RefSeq and is a predicted model, not a curated record. The transcript is spliced from 5 exons. The coding region runs from base 128 to 406 and encodes 92 amino acids. NCBI's taxonomy places the organism in Eukaryota, Metazoa, Chordata, Actinopteri, Scatophagidae.
CCACGUACUUUACGUGACACACAAAAUUACUUACAAGCUAAAAUGAGUGGCAUGUUAACAAGGUUUUAUCCUGGACUGAAAGCUGUUUCAUCGCCUUGCUGCAGGAACAAGUGUUGUCUCGGGGCAAAUGUUUUGUAAAUAUAUGGUUGACCCAGAUCUUCUUACACGGCAGCUUUUACACACAGUUCAACAGAGAAAUGGUUCAACUGCAGCUGCCACUCCUCCUUCUCACGCAGAGGACUCUUUAGGGAAGAGCAGCGGAAUCAUCCCUGGUGCAAUUGCUGCCACAGUGUUUAUUUCCUUUCUCCUUGCUCUCUACGCUGUCCUCUGGAAGUGCAUGGUGUCACCGCCAAAACGAAAGCACAGCAAGGUGAGGGUUAGAGUACAACAGAGGACUUCAGUGUGAGGACUGUCUCCUGUUCGGCAGGUCAUUUUGGAUAUUAAUGGUGCGGACUAAAAUCUGAGAGUGGACUUUGCUCUCAGUCAGAGAAAAGUGCCAGAGUGACAGAGUACUACAGAACAUCUUCCUAAUAGAGUCAAAGAUCAAACCGCAAAAAAUCGGACUCGACUAAGUGGAAGCGUCACCUGUGUCUCUCAGCUUUACUGUCUGCUGGAGAUUCCUGUGAGUCAAAUGUCAUUGACACAUGACACAUGACAGGUCAGGUUUUGCUGCUUUUUUCUGUUUCUUUCUGUCCACCGUGAACGCUGCACUACGGCGGAUCGAGGCAGCUCAGGCCACAACUUGCUCUAGUGACCAAUAAACUAUGAGAGAGAGUGUGAUAUAUUUAGUAUAUGUAUAUUUUGCAUGUUUUGUUUCCAUGAUUUGACUUCUUCCUGUGUCAAAUGGACAUGUCCUCUAUUCUGGCUUAGUAUUUCCUUGUAAUAUUUGAAAUUACAUAAUGGCAUGAGUAAGUUCCAUUUACAUCCAUUUUAAUUUGUCCUUGUUUUGGCUGCCAGGAUGUUCAGGACAAUCAGCUGAUCACCUCUGCUUGAGUGCUUGGACAGCAUCCAGAAAUGGAUUUAGAUUCUGUAUUUUAUUUGUCCUCUGUUAUCUUGUUUGAAAUUGAUGUGGUUUAUUAGCUUUACUCAGGAUAUUGUAACUGCUGUAUGACCUUUUUUUCUGUCUAAUAAACUGUGACUGGUGGUUUUUCAC